Messenger RNA from Mugil cephalus (flathead mullet), 7359 nucleotides. RefSeq names its product cell migration inducing hyaluronidase 1. The record is from RefSeq and is a predicted model, not a curated record. The coding region runs from base 428 to 4471 and encodes 1347 amino acids. The transcript is spliced from 30 exons. NCBI's taxonomy places the organism in Eukaryota, Metazoa, Chordata, Actinopteri, Mugiliformes, Mugilidae.
CUGGGUGUGCUGUGUGUGUUGAUGUUGUGGUAGCUUGCGUUCAGAGUGGGUACGUCAGGGGCGACAUUUGGCCGCUGCGAUCCACAGGUGUGCAUGUCAGGACCCUUGUAAAUGCGGCGUCUGCGCGUGUGGUGAGGACUCACGCUCCAUAACGCGCUGUCACUGAAGAGGGUCGCGGCCGUGCGUCUUGCCAGCCUGUUUGGACCCUGUCCUGCCACGACUUUAGGUGCAAAGAAACAACCAAGGCCCCGCCGUUGAUGCUGAUCCUCUGCGUGUGUCUGAGUUGCCGGUGAGAGGUGCCUUUGGUGGCCCCCCUCUGUGAACUUGGCACUUCAUACUCCAAAAGCCCCUCUCAAGUCCACUGGGAGGUCUGCAGCAUCCUUUGAAGACCUCAGGUGUGAAGUUGGUCAGGGGCAGACUGAGCGAGAUGAAGACAUGUGUCGUGUUUCUGGCAGCUCUGCUGCUCCCCAGCAUCCAAGCAGUGUGUCCAGAUAAAGAACCAGGGCUGCUGCCAUGGAUGCCAGGACACAGUGAAGACCACCGUGUUACAAUCGGUUAUGGCAGGAAGGUCCUUCUCACAACUUCAGCUACAGUCCACUCCAUUGAGAUUCUAAAUGGAGGAAAGCUGGUGAUUGCUGACACCAACCGGCCCAUACUGCUCCGGACAAAACACAUUCUGAUUGGGAACAACGGGGAACUGCACAUUGGCAGCCCAGACUGUCCUUAUAGAGGCAACCUCACCAUCUCCCUGUUUGGAAGAAUGGAUGAUAGCGAUGAAGAACACGGCUACUUUGGGAGGAAGUACAUUGGCGUGGGGACAGGAGGGACACUGGAGAUUCACGGGCAAAAGAAGCUGUCAUGGACGUUCCUCAACAAGACCCUGCACUCUGGAGAAAGCAACCAAAACAACUACCUGUUCCAGAGAAGCUGGGGGAACCGAGGCAUCAUUAUACACAUAAUCGACCCCAAGACCGGAGAGGUGCUGCAUGAUGACAGGUUUGACACAUACCGCAGUAAGAAUGAGAGUCGCCGCCUUGCAAAGUAUGUAGAGGAAGUGGAGGCGGGACUCAUACUGGCUAUGGUGGUCAACGACGAGGGCUCCAACAACCUGGAGGACUCAGCCAAGAGUAGCCUCUCUAGGCUGGGCAGCCAACACAUUAGCAGUUUGGGAUUUCGGCACCCCUGGACCUUUAUUGUGAAAAAAGGCGACGCCUCUUCUGUUGUGGAGGAUCACGCUAUCUAUCAAGGGACCAAGGCCUCCUCAGAGGCCCGGAGCACCACUGUUUUCCAGUCAAAUUUUGGAGAGCAUUUCACCAUUACCACCAGCAGCCAGUGGGUGCAAGAGGCAGAGUGGACUGAUUGGUUUGACAGGGAUGAUGAGAGGGGAUCUGGAGACUGGGAAAAACUAACUGAUCUGCACGAGGCCUAUCCAGACCGACUGUGUAGCAGUCCUCUGGACAUCCAGGCUGAAACCCAUGACGGAAUACCAUCCAACCAGACAGGAGACGUGAUCUACAAGAAUGACAAGGACUAUGGCUUUGUCUGCCUCAACAAGGACCAGGUUCAUGGCCUGUGUCAUAACUACAGGGUUCGCUUCCUUUGUGGAAAACUGGUUCGUCCACAGGCCUCCAUUUCCAUUGACACGUUGUCAAACAGCAGCAUCCUGGAGCUCGCCGAUCACCCGGCAGGCUGGGGGUCUGGGGACAAAAUAGUGGUGGCCAGUACAGACUACUCAAUGCACCAGGCUGAAGAGUUUACUCUGCUGCCCUGUUCUACCUGCACAACCAACCAGGUUAAGGUUAAAGGUAAGGCCCAGUUCGUCCACAUGGGCGAGGAGGUGGACGGGGUAGAUAUGAGGGCGGAGGUGGGCCUGCUGAGUCGUAACAUCCUGGUCCGUGGGGAAAUGGAGCCCGGCUGCUAUGGCAACGAGGCCUGCAAAUUCUUUGACUUCGACACGUUUGGGGGACAUCUGAAGGUGGAGCGAGGUUUCAAGGCGGUUCAUAUAUCUGGGAUGGAGCUCCAACACAUGGGACAGCAGACAAUGGGACACUACCCAGUCCACUUUCACAUGAAUGGAGAUGUGGAUGAGAGGGGAGGCUACGACCCCCCGACAUCUGCCAGCGAUCUUUCCAUUCACCACACUUUCUCCCGCUGUGUAACCAUCCACGGCUCCAACGGACUGCUGGUAAAGGACGUGGUGGGCUAUGACGCACUAGGCCACUGCUUCUUCACGGAGGAUGGUCCAGAGGAGAGGAACACGUUCGACCACUGUCUGGGUCUGAUGGUGAGAGCGGGGACCUUGCUGCCUUCAGACAGGGACAGCAAGAUGUGCCGUGACAUCACCGAUGGAGCUUAUCCUGGAUAUGUGGCCAACCCACGUCAAGACUGCAGCGCAACUUCAACUUUCUGGAUCGCCAACCCCAAUAACAACCUCAUCAACUGUGCUGCUGCCGGCUCAGAGGAAACGGGCUUCUGGUUCAUUUUCCACCAUGUGCCCACAGGCCCCUCAGAGGGGCUGUACUCCCCUGGGCGUACUGAGCACACACCUAUGGGCCAGUUCACCAACAACAGAGCCCAUUCCAACUACAGGGCUGGAAUGAUCCUUGAUAAUGGAGUGAAGACCACCCAGGCAAACGACAAGGACAAGAGACCCUUCUUAUCUCUGGUUGGAGCCAGGUACGGCCCUCACCAGGAUGCAGACCCCUUCAAGCCCAGAGUCCCUGCCCUCAUCCAUCACUUCAUAGCCUACAAGAACCAGGAUCACGGAGCCUGGCUGAGAGGAGGGGACGUGUGGCUGGAUGACUGCCAAUUUGCGGAUAAUGGGAUUGGCCUAACACUGGCAAGUGGAGGGACCUUUCCAGAUGAUGACGGCUCUCGUCAGCAGGUGAAGAACUCGCUGUUUGUGGGUGAAAGUGACAACCAUGGGAUGCCCCUUCCGGACAACAAGAUCUGGGGGAUGGGUGCUGACCUCACUGGUAGGACCCUGCCUCGUGGCGUGGAUUUUCCCAUCCGGGGCAUGCAGAUCUACGACGGGCCAAUCAAUGUGCAGAACUGUACAUUUCGGAAAUACGUAGCAUUGGACGGACGGCACACCAGCGCCUUUGGCUUUAGGCUCAACAACUCGUGGCAGAGCUGUCCCAACAACAACGUCACUGACAUCACCUUCGACCACGUACCUAUUACUUCUCGGGUGUUUUUUGGUGAGCCGGGACCCUGGUUCAAUAAACUGCAGAUGGACGGGGACAAGACGACCAUCUUCCACGAUAUUGAUGGCUCGGUGAGUGAGUAUCCCGGGGCCUUCCUGGUUAAAGAGGACAACUGGCUGCUCCGUCACCCUGACUGCAUUGAUGUGCCGGACUGGAAGGCUGCUAUCUGCAGCGGCCACUAUGCGCAGAUCUACAUCCAGACACGUAACCCUGCAAACCUGAACAUGCACAUAGUGAGAGAUGAGUACCCUGACCAUCCCCUGACCCUAGAGGGCGCUCUGGGGAAGAGGAAGCAUUACCAGCAGUUCCAGCCAGUGAUCACACUGGCCAAAGGCUACACCAUCCACUGGGACCAGGCGGCACCGGCCGAGGUCACCAUCUGGCUCAUCAACUUCAACAAAAAUGACUGGAUCAACGUAGGGAUCUGUUACCCACAAGGUACCACCUUCACCAUCAUCUCUGACAUCCACAACCGCCUGACCAAACAGACCCGCAAGACUGGAGUCUUCAUGAGGACGACUCAGAGGGAGAAGAUCAACCACUCGCAUCUGGCCAGAGGAUAUUACUACUUGGAACAAGACACUGGUCUGCUCUUCCUGAAAGUGAAGGCCCAUAACAACAGGGAGCAGUUUGCCUUCUGCUCAGUCAAGGGUUGUGAGAGAGUGAAGAUCACGGCCAUCAUCCCAAAAGGCAGUCCGCCCAGCAACUGCUUGGCCCAGACCUACCCCAAACAUGCAGAGCUUCCAGUUGUGGACGUCCCCAUGCCCAGAAAGAUACCAAAUGCCAGACUGAACACACCAGAGCACUUCCUGGAGGUCAAACUGGAGUCAUACAACACGCGCUUCUUCCACAUCAAGGAGGACUUUGCAUAUACUGAGGUUAAUGGCAAGAAGUUGUACCAACCAGAAGAUGGGGUGCAACUGACAGUAAUUGACGGCCACGAUGGGAAAGUGGUAGAGAGCAAAAGCUUCAGGAACUCCAUCCUGCAGGGCAUCCCCACACAGAUAGACAACUACGUCAGUGGACUGAGAGACGGCUCCGUCGUCCUCAUGACGUCUAAGGGUCGUCUAGUUACCAGAGGAUCCUGGACUAAAGUCCUGGAGAAACUCGGAGCAGAUAGAAGCAUCAAACUGAAAGAUAAACUGGCAUUUGUGGGCUUCAAGGGCUCCUUCCACCCCGACUGGGUCCAUCUGGAGGUGGGUGGCGACCGAGCCAAGAUCCAUCAGGUCUUGCCUGUUCCUGUGGUCCACAAGAUGAAGCUAUGAGUGUCAGGCAGUGAGGAGGGCAGCCAAGUGACUAUGUAGCCCCCAGAGACUGAUACACACCCUUUGAAAAAUGCAACCGCACACCAACACUCACUCAUACAGCACACAAACAUGCACACUGCCAGCACUGCAGAGUCAGUUGCUCCGAGACAUUGGUGGAGGUAUUUAUUCUGGGUUAGACAGAGAACAAGAAUGAUGAGAUGAGGUAUGUUGAAACGGUGAAGACCCUCUACCGGGGCCAGUGCUGCCCUUGAUGAACUGUAUCUAUGUAAGAUCCCUACCACCAUUAGUGGGCUUAAAGAUGACACCGUGCCCUCUGAUGGCCACACUGGAGGUCCUCGGCACUACAGAACAACCAAAUGUGCUUGAAGAAAUAUGGCUGCCUCCACAGACAUCACUGAUUGUUUCCGUUUCUGGUAGAACUCUGCCAUUGCAUCGUUAACACCGUUGCUAUGAUUACACAAUGUUAGCUUAUUAGUCAACGUAACCAUGGAAUUUGGCCAGCUAUCACCAUUGGAGUACUGGAUAUUAUUAACUUUGUUUCAUGUUAACACAGACACGGUUGUGAAUUUUCUGACACGACCAAAAAUCGUAUUCUACACAUUUUGGGCAGAUUAAAGUUGUGUAUGCAGUCUGUCCUCUAACAAACCCUUCUAUUGGUUUACUCCAGCACUUCCAAAGCAAAAAUGUUGAUACCCUUUGGUGUCACUGUUACAUCAUGCAGUUGGAUAGAGCUUUUAGGCGAGCUAUCUUUGGAAUGAUCUAGUUCAUAGGACAGUACCAAGGUAAAGAAACAUGAAUGUACAUAGAAAGGCUUGCCCUUAGUGAGAUGAGUGAGAUGUGAUAUCCAUGCAGACAGGAAUAAUGGCUCACUCUUUUGGUCAGUCUUUCCUUUGAUGGCAGAAGAGAGAUCAGGAGUUUUGUGAAAAUAUUCCACUCUCGACUUCACACGUUGUUGCUGAAUCCACAGAUGACACUGAUAGACAGAGUGGUGAGACAACAGUAGUGGUUUUAGAUGCAGUUUUAUAGUUCAGUGAGCGACCCUGCCUCAUGUCCCACUGGCAAUAAUGUGGUCGCAUCAUCACUAUAGAACACAGAAUAGAACACAGAAAUCUGGACUUAGUUCUUCUCCCACCAAUGAGCGUUUUCCGUUACAAGAGAUUAGUGUUUAGAUGUCAGUCAGUUCUCUGCCUGUCUCUUCACUGCUGGAAGUCCCUGAAAUAGUUCCAGAUCCAGGACCAGCUCCAAUAAUUCCUUUCAAGAACCAUAACCAACCAGCCAGUUAUAGAAACAUCAACUCAACAUCAACUAAAAUCAGCAACUUAUUUUGAGACAUGGAUGCCGUUACCUGGGCUUCCUAUCCACUGAGUGGCAGGCAAAUCAAUUAUUUGUAUAGGGGCUGAGAGUUUGCUCCUCCCACUUCCUAACAUUAUAUAGCUGCAUUCAUUAGUGACUUAUGUCUGAACAGUUACAGGAAGAGUUGUGUUGCGUCUGUGCUUAGCGUAACUGGGCCCGUGCAAUAAAAAACAAUGUACGAAAAACUAAAUGCCCGUGAUUUCCAGUCAGACAGUUCUUCAGGAUAAAUGCUUGAUGCACUUAAGACAGCAAAGGCCCUAAAUUAAUAUAUAUGUAUAUAUAUCACUAUCUGAACAAAAAUCAGAUGGAAAAAAAUGGACGGAAGGAUUGAUGAAAACACAUAACAGGUCAGCAAGGAAGAUAGAAGAAAUAUGAAGCACAAAGAUAUCAGAAUAACCACUGAUGGAUGUUAGACUGUAAGUGUAUACAAAAUCUCUGCAAUGAUCCACAAAUGUCCACAAAACAUCAGAUGCAACACAAACCAUUUAGGCUAGGCCAGUCUUAACUGGCAAAUGCACCAGGUUUGUUGUACAGUUAGCCUUUUGUGAUUUUUUUUAGUUUUAGAUUUUCUGGGCUGACUGAACCUAACAUUUUAGCUAAUUCGCUUUCACACUUUACAGUGGCAGUAUGUGAUGUGAUGUGGCAAUUUUUUGGUGAAAAUGCAAUGGCUAUCAAAUUAAAGGGAGCAAAUAUAAAGAAAGUGUGAGCCAGCUAUUCAGACGCAUGUGUAAUGUGAGCAUCCUUCCCAUACAGGUGUCAGUGAUAUGUGACAGAUGUAGAAGUUGAGUGAUUUUACUGUCCUGCUUUGUUUGACUAAACUGUUUAAAGACAGAAAAGAGACCACACACACACACAUCCAAAAAAAGACAUUCCUAUUUUUGCGUCCCAAGCAGUGGUUAACUUCCUUUGUUUCAUUCCAAGAGCUCAUUCACUUGAUAUUGUGAAGUUGAUUGUGAUUCAUCUGUCUGUGGUUUGGAAUUUACCAGCAAGAUGCCCCGCCCCCUGGCCCAAAAAAGAAAACCUAAAAAAAAAAAGAAACAUCAAAUUAAAUGUGCUGAAUGUUUAAUCAGUGAGAUUUUUUAAUGUGCAAUUUCCCCAUUUCAAAAUGGCAGAGAAAUCUCUGUUCUAAUCUCACAAAGAAGAAGAAAAAAAAGGAUUCCCACUCCCUCUGCCGAAAUAGCUGGUCUUUUUUCGGAGGUUGUAGCAGUAAUUUAGUGUUUUGUAUGUUAAAUGUGUUUUUAAAAAUCCACAGAUUGCUAAGAGAUAUAUUUUAUACUUAUUUAUUGUACAGACACAGUUGAUCCAAAUCUACAAGGGACAUCUUUUGAGUUGUGACGUUAUUAAUGUACUGUAUGUAUUCUGUAUGUAAGAAACAUAAACCAUUAUAGCUCCAUUUUGUCAGUUGCUGCGUACAUGCAUAUGACUCUUGGUACAGUGUUGUAUAUGUGGCUUGGACUUGUAAAGUGAUGAAACGCCAUGACUUUGGAUUUCUUCAAGAACUUUUGUACAGAAAUAAAGAAUGCUCAACAGUU